This is a messenger RNA of Centruroides sculpturatus (bark scorpion), 897 nucleotides long. Its product is annotated as collagen alpha-2(IV) chain-like. The record is from RefSeq and is a predicted model, not a curated record. NCBI's taxonomy places the organism in Eukaryota, Metazoa, Arthropoda, Arachnida, Scorpiones, Buthidae. The transcript is spliced from 11 exons. Bases 1 to 882 code for a protein of 293 amino acids.
AUGGUUAAUGAGGGAAAAGUGAUUAUUAAAGCUUGUAAAGGUUGUGAAAUUCAACAUUGUAUAUGUCAAGGUGAAAAGGGAUGGCCUGGAGUACCUGGAUUACCAGGCUUCAAAGGCCAUCCUGGUCCACCUGGAGAAGCUGGUCCCAUUGGACCUCCUGGAAGAAUAGGGUUAAAAGGAUCUAUUGGUGAUUUUGGAGCACCUGGACCAAAAGGAAUCAGAGUAUGUUUUUGCUUUGGUGCUCCUGGAGAGUAUGGUCCAGUUGGUGAUCCAGGUGUAAUUGGCUGCAAUGGAACUGAUGGAAGACCAGGAUUACCUGGUGUACCUGGCCCUCCUGGACCAAGAGGAUUACCUGGAGAACAAGGAAAUCAAGGUUUUAGGGGAGAUCCUGGAGAAGGUGGAAUUAAUUCAAUUGGUGUUAGAGGAGAUCGAGGAGAAGAUGGCUAUCCUGGAGAACGUGGUCCUGUAGGAUUAACAGGUUUUACUGGAGAGAAAGGACCAAGAGGCAGUCCUGGAUUACAAGGUCCAAAAGGAUGGAUUGGAGAACAAGGACCUCAGGGAGUUGUAGGAGAGAGUAUAAAAGGACAAAAAGGUCAAAAAGGUGAACCAGGUCCUAUAGGUGAUCAGGGUUUGCCUGGAAAAUCAGUAGAAGCUGUUGAAGGACAAAAAGAAACUGUUUUUCCUGAACCAGGACCACCAGGGCCACCAGGGCAAACUGGAAGUACUGGUGAAAAGGGACCAACUGGAUUUAGCGGAAAACCAGGUGAACAUGGUGCUCCUGGUGCCUCUGGACCAAAAGGAGAAAAAGGAGAUCGUGGAGAUGCAGGUCCUAGAGUAAGCUCAAAUUUCCUAAAUUUUACUAAUAAAUAUCAUAAACUUUAAUUUCUGAUAAAUUAA